Molecule: messenger RNA, 2040 nt
Organism: Trichoplax adhaerens
Lineage: Eukaryota; Metazoa; Placozoa; Uniplacotomia; Trichoplacea; Trichoplacidae
Exons: 11
Coding region: 1-2040 (679 amino acids)
Biological process (GO): cell adhesion
Cellular component (GO): extracellular region
Molecular function (GO): calcium ion binding
Source: RefSeq, a predicted model, not a curated record
AUGUAUUCGAAAGGUGUCUGUGAUCAUUGCCAAACGUGCUCUCCUGGUCAAUGCCCUUGUGUGGUAGAUAAGCCCUGUUUUCCGGAAGUAGAAUGUCGUAACAUUUUAUAUGAUAACGGCACUUCAACAUUUGCAUGUGGCAAAUGCCCAGUUGGCUUCACUGGAGAUGGAAUCAAUUGUACCGAUAUUAACGAGUGUGCAGCAGGAACAUUUUGCUAUGAUCAAGCCAAUUGUAUCAAUUUCGCUCCUGGUUUUGCUUGUGCAAGCUGUCCAUUAGGCAUGACUGGAGAUCAACCUUCAGGCAUCGGUGUCGAUUACGCCUUGUCUCACAAGCAGACCUGUACCGAUAUUGACGAAUGUGCUCUCGGGGAACAUGUUUGUGUGCCAAAUGCUUAUUGUAAUAAUACUAUUGGAGGAUAUCUAUGUGGUAAUUGCUACGCUGGUUACUUUGGUAAUGGAUAUACUGGCUGCAUAUUUGGUGACUUUUGCACCAGUAAGAAGGACAAUUGCGAUGGAAAUGCUACGUGUAUUUUUACAGGAAUGGGAACAUUCUGCAAUCCUGGUUAUGCUGGUAAUGGUGUACAUUGUGGACAGGACGAUGACGCUGAUGGCUUUCCAAUCGCUUACGUUUACUGUCAUGACCGCGGUUGCCAGGCUGACAACUGUCCGAUCGUUCCAAAUAGUGGCCAAGAAGAUGUUGAUGGAGAUACUUUAGGCAAUACUUGCGAUUUUGACGAUGAUAAUGAUCUUAUACUAGAUAUUACUGAUAAUUGCCCAUUGGUCGCAAACACUGAUCAGACAGACUCUGAUGGCGAUGGAGUUGGUGAUGCUUGUGAUAACUGUGUGUCUACUUCUAAUCCUUCGCAGUUAGACAGCGAUAAUGACGGUGUUGGUGACGAUUGUGAUAGUGACAAAGAUAACGACGGAAUUGCUAAUGGCAGUGAUAAUUGCGAAGUUGUUGCUAAUCCUUCACAAACAAAUUCUGAUGGAGAUGCUUUUGGUGACGCUUGUGAUAAUUGUCCGUCGACUUCCAAUCCAACUCAGGCUGACACCAAUAUGAAUGGUGUUGGAGAUGCUUGCGAUUGUGCGAGUUUAGGUUAUUUGUGCGAUAGAGAUGGUGAUGGAAUUAUAAACACCAUUGACAAUUGUAUCAACAAUCCUAAUCCAUCACAAAUUGAUACAGAUGGCGACGGCUUAGGAGAUGAGUGCGAUCCGGACGCAGACAAUGACGGAAUCAGUAAUGCGUUAGAUAACUGCCGCUUAUUAGCUAAUGCUGAUCAAAAUGAUACCAAUUCCGCAUCACCGGAAGGCGAUGCAUGCGACCCUGAUUUUGAUGGUGAUGGAAUCAAUGAUGAUCAAGACUCUUGCUUCUAUAAUAAGUUUUAUAUGCAUACCAAUUUCACAAGACACCAGGUUAUAUCAUUAGGAGUCACUAAUACACCAGCGGCAGUAUUUACAAUAACUGAUCAAGGCUCUGAAAUAACUCAAACUAACGCUUCAUCGCUGCCCUUUAUCUUAGUUGGAUAUGAUCAGUUUACAGCCGUCAACUUUACUGGUACUCUGUAUGUCAAUACUCAAGAAUCGCGUAAUUACAUCGGUUUUGUGUUUGGAUACCAAAACAAUCGUCAAUUUUAUGUCGUUAUGUGGCGCCAUAAAAAUAUUAACUAUCAAGGCGGCUCAACUCCACCUGAAGCUGGUAUUAAAGGAAUUCAAAUUAAGCGAGUUAAUUCUACUACUGGUCCAAGCAAUGCUCUUGCACAGGCAUUGUUUGACACAUACACUACUGCAAAUCAAGUUAAGUUAUUGUGGCAAGAUCCAGCCAUGAGAGGUUGGGAACACGAAGUAGCAUACUCCUUCCAUCUGGUCCACCGACCAUCUCUGGGGCUAAUUCGGGUCUGGAUAUACCAUGGCGCAACUCUAUUAACGGACUCAGGAAAUGUUUUUGAUACCUCAUACUCGGGUGGCCGAUUGGGAGCGUUUGUUUACAAUCAACCUGGAGUUAUUUGGUCGCGAUUAUCGUAUAAAUGUAUAGACCGGUGA